UCCACAGGGACCGUUAGUUUCUCAGGAAGGUCCUUGCAUUAUGAAGUCUGUAGAGGAGAAACCCAUACAGAGCAGCCGUUAUGGGUUAGAUGUAAUGAGAAACAGCUACAGCACGGAGAGCAUACAUUGUUUCAUGUAAGGUGCUGUGCAGCCAUGACUGAUAAAAAUAUGAUUUUACAGAACUAUACAAAUUCAGAGGAAGUUGUACUGGGUCCGUAUGUUCAGAUGUACCCAGCAAGUCAUGGAUCAAACCAGGCCUUGAAUAUAAAAGCUGAGGAAGACUCAGAUCUACAAGAGGAAGUGGAUCCUGUGCCAAUAACAGAUCAGGAAAUAAAGGUUAAAUGUGAGAACUAUACAAAUUCAGAGGAUGCUGUACUGGGUCCAUAUGUUCAGAUGUACCCAGAAAGUCAUGGAUCAAACCAGGUCUUGAAUAUAAAAGUUGAAGUCUCAGAUCCACAAGAGGAAGUGGAUCCUGUGCCAAUAACAGUUCAGGAAAUAAAGGUUAAAUGUGAGAACUAUACAAAUUCAGAGGAUGUUGUACUGGGUCCAUAUGUUCAGAUGUACCCAGAAAGUCAUGGAUCAAACCAGGUCUUGAAUAUAAAAGUUGAGGAAGACUCAGAUCCGCAAGAGGAAGUGGAUCCUGUGCCAAUAACAUUUCAGGAAACAAAGGUUAAAUGUGAGGCUAAUCUAAAGACACAUCAGGGCAUACAUAGCGAAGAGCGGCCAUUUUGCUGCGACACGUGUAAUAAGUCAUUCAGUGACCAAAGAUUUCUGGAAAAUCAUCAGCACAUACAUACUGGGGAACCAUUCCGCUGCAAUGUGUGUAAUAAGCCAUUCAGCAAGAAAAAAAGUCUGAAUGAUCAUCAGUAUAUACAUACUGGUUGGCCAUUCUACUGCAACAUGUGUAAUAGGCCAUUUGGUAAGGAAAAACGUCUGAAGAAACAUCAGCGUAUGCAUAGUGGGGAGCGUCUUUUUCACUGCAAAAUGUGUAAUAAGUCAUUCAAUGAUCAAAGCAGUCUGGAGAUUCAUCAGCACAUACAUAGGGGGCAGCCAUUCCGCUGCAGUGUGUGUAAUAAGUCAUUCAUUGAGCAAAGCCGCCUGGAGAACCAUCAGCUCAUACAUAGGGUGCAGCCAUUCCGCUGCAAUAUGUGUAAUAAGUCAUUCAAAAAGAAAAGAAGUCUGAAUGAUCAUCAGUAUAUACACAAUGGUUUGCAAUUCUGCUGCAACGUGUGUAAUAGGUCAUUCAGUAGGGAAGGACGUCUGAAGGAACAUCAGCGUGUGCAUAGUGGGGAGCAUCUUUUUUGCUGCAAAAUGUGUAACAAGUCAUUCAGUGAGCAAAGGCGUCUGGAAGAUCAUCACCUGGCACAUAUUUCAGAGCCAUUCCGCUGCUAUGUGUGUAAUGAGUCAUUCAAUAAGAAAGAACUUCUGAACGCUCAUCAGCGCGCACAUACUGGGGAGCCAUUGUCCUGCAGCAUGCGUAAUAAGCAGGGCCAGGAUUUUGAUGACCUAAAAAUAUUUAAAAGUGACCCAUGAAAUGACCGAAAAAUACUGAAGAAUUACUUAAAAUUAAAAAAAAAAUGGCUUAAAAAUAUAUCAUGGAAGAUCCACUAAUUUUUUUAAAAUGUAUUUAAGUUGUCUCAUUCAGAGUUGCACUAUUCAUUUUUCUUGACAUGAUUUUACCAGUAUCCCCUGACACUUUCUCCAAAUAAUUGGCUACUUUUUUCACCAGAGCGAGCAAAUCAACUAGCAUUGCUCUUUUCUCCUGCAAGCAUUUGAUUUCUUCUGUCAAGGAACUGAAAUUUGCCAUUAUGGAGGCCAGCUGUCCUUCCAUUUCACUGCACGAGAACUGCUCCUGACCAGCUUCAGUUGCCCUCGCAUCCUCCGUCUUCAUUGAAUCUACAGUGUUUUUCACUACCUGAAAUUGUUCACAAUAGUUCAUUCCACUUUUCCCAUCUUGUGAUGAUGGGUUACAGGGACAGCGGAACACCAGGAACCAUAGGCUUAAACUCCCAUCUUAUGAACUGGAGCCUUGAUGAAAAUCUUCAUCCUCGAUACAAGAGCAUCCACUUGAGAAAAAUUUGAUCUCACUUCCUCCGUCACUCUAUGCAGUGCAUGAGCUAGGCAAGUAUCAUGCACCAAUUUUGUAUGAAAUGACUUUAUUGACUUGUCUGCUUUUAAAAUAUAUGGGGCAGCAUCAGUCACGAAAAGCAAGAUGUCAUCGUGUCUGUCCACAGUAGAAACAUGAACCUAUAUAAGAGUUCACAAGUUUUUGACUAAUUAACGAAUUCGAGGACCUCACUCUACAUACUUCACCUGGUCCAUCAGUUUCCAAGGUUCCAGUGAUGAUAUUUGUCAUGUAGCAAGUCUUCAUAUUGCAGGUCUCAUAAAUGAAAACGAAAAUCUUCCCAUGCACUUUAUUUCCGAUUAUUUCCAGGAUAUUGUAGCACUUGGAAAGGUAGUUUUUUUUUCUAAGAGUGGAUUCAUCUGGGUUGGAAUGACCACAAAUCACUUCCAGGGAAUGUUUCAGUUUUUCAUUUCUUCACAGCCCCAAAUGAAAUAUUUGUGGACACCAGAGCAUCACACAGAUUUCUGAAAAAGAAGUCCAACGACUUAUUCCCACCUCCAGACAAAGACUAUUGCAUUAACAUUUGCACAUAUUUCUUUUUGUUUGAAAUUUGCACAGCUCGUAUAUGCUUGUUGCAGCCAAUAUGUUGUUGUACCAUGAAUAUUUUUCCUACUGCUAGUUUUGUGUCGCACAUAAAAUGUUAUCGUCACUUGAAAAUAUAUCAUCUCCAAACACAACUACAGUCUACAUAACUAAGUUAUGUGAAUCGAGAGAGAUUCCGGCGAAAAAUAUUUAUAACUAAGCAAAUUGCUUUGCUCAGAACUUGAAAAGAGUGUGAGUGACUGUUAUCAUAUGCUGUUGCCAUCUUAAAAUGAUUUAUGGUAUAUAUUGUCAAUACUUUCCCCAUUACAAAGUAUUAUUGUAUACUCUGGUAGCACCUGCUACUUGGGCUGCAGCUGUAUGCUGCCUUUGUAGAGAGCUCUUAUAAUAAAGGCAGAACACUUCUAUAUUAUUCACAUUUCACAAAACAUAUGAAUAAAACUUCCCAAAAACGUGUUAAAUGACCAUAAAAGAAACUUUGAAUCCCCAAAAUUUACUGAAAAAUUACUCCCAAGCUGAAAAAUGGCCAAAAACUUAAAAAUUAUGAAAAAUUACCUGUAAAAUUCACAUUUCUGCAACCAGCAACUCAUCUCUGAGAUUUAUAUAUUUAAGGGCAUUGCAUGAGAUACAAAGGAAAAAAGAUGUCAUCAAACUCCAACCCCUGGUAAGUCACUCAGUAAAUAAAGUCAUUUGAAGGAUGAUCAGUGGUUACAUAGUGGGGAGCAACCAAUCUGCUGCAUUGUGUGUAUAAGUCAUUCAGAAAGCAAAGUAACCUGAAGUCACAUCAGUAUAUACAGUCAACUCUUGAUUAUCCGGGAUAAUGGUGGGGAUGGAAAUCACGAUUAAUCGAAAACCCGG
Molecule: messenger RNA, 3523 nt
Organism: Cryptotermes secundus
Lineage: Eukaryota; Metazoa; Arthropoda; Insecta; Blattodea; Kalotermitidae
Product: zinc finger protein OZF
Exons: 4
Coding region: 154-1533 (459 amino acids)
Biological process (GO): regulation of transcription by RNA polymerase II
Molecular function (GO): DNA-binding transcription factor activity; RNA polymerase II cis-regulatory region sequence-specific DNA binding
Source: RefSeq, a predicted model, not a curated record